AUGCCUCAGGUGCAUUUUGUCAACGUGAUCAAAAUUGCGCGUCUGUUUCGUUUGCUGAAGCUCCGGCAGAAGAUGGCCCGCUACACUCAGUAUACCUCAGUGGUCCUGAUCCUGCUCAUGUCCGUGUUUAUUCUUAUGGCCCACUGGAUGGCAUGCAUCUGGUAUCUUAUUGGCCAGGUGGAAAUGGAGAAUAAACCCUACAACUGGGAUGUUGGAUGGCUUCCCAGGCUAGGGAAUCGUAUAAAUAUGCCGUACCAUGCAGUGGGAGCUGUGAAUGCGACCAGCGGUGGUCCCCCCAUCCGCAGCAUCUACAUUGCAUCACUCUACUUCAUCCUCACCAGUCUUACCAGCGUGGGCUUCGGCAAUGUGUCAGCAAACACUGACGCAGAAAAGAUCUUCUCUAUUUGCAUCAUGGUAUCAGGAGCACUGAUGUAUGCCUUGGUUUUUGGCAAUGUGACAGCCAUCCUCCAGGGGAUGUACUCCCACUUUUCCCCUAACCACGCAAGAACCAAAGACCUCAAGAACUUCAUGCAUGUCUAUAAGCUGCCAAAUCCCCUCAGGUUGAAAAUGUUGGAGUACUUUCAAACAACUUGGUCUAUCAACAAUGGUAUCGACAUUAAUGAGGUGCUGAAGGACUUUCCAGAUGAGCUGCGAUUCCAAUUCACCACGCAUGUUCACUUGGACAUCCUGGAGCUGUCACUGUUUUCCUCUGCCAGUCGUGGCUUCCUGCGCUCCCUGUCACUGCACAUCAAGUCCUCCUUUUGCAUCCCUGGAGACUACCUCCUUCGACAGGGCGAUCCUCUACAGGCCAUCUUCUUUGUCUGUUCAGGGUCCAUGGAAGUGCUAAAAGAUGGGAUAUACUUGACCACCUUAGGUAAAGGUGACCUAAUUGGAGCAAAUCUGUCGUUGGAUAACCUGGUAAUAAAGACAAACGCUGAUGUGAAAGCCCUGACCUACUGUGACCUGAAGUGUAUCAAUCUGAAAGGCCUCUAUGAGGUGUUAGACCUCUACCCUGAUUACUCUCAAGAAUUUUGCCAGAAUGUCCAGCAGGGUCUCGCAUACAACCUGAGGGAGGGACACGAGACACAUGUCGAGGCCGAACUGCCAACAACAACUCUAGAGACUCAGGUGGGAACCAUCCAGAGGGAUGUGGCUGAGCUGGGACAGGCCAUGAAGAGAAUAGCCCAUCUUAUGGAGACCUUCAUGUCCACAGCUCCACAACCUGCAGUGGACGGAGGAGAGGCUCUCCAGAUCUCUGGAUCUUCUCCUCAAACUGAACUUGGGCGAGCCAACAGCCGCCAAAACCAGCGUCUGUAG
This is a messenger RNA of Melanotaenia boesemani (Boeseman's rainbowfish), 1317 nucleotides long. RefSeq names its product potassium voltage-gated channel subfamily H member 8-like. The coding region runs from base 1 to 1317 and encodes 438 amino acids. Lineage: Eukaryota; Metazoa; Chordata; Actinopteri; Atheriniformes; Melanotaeniidae. Gene Ontology annotation, molecular function: voltage-gated potassium channel activity. Gene Ontology annotation, biological process: potassium ion transmembrane transport; regulation of membrane potential. Gene Ontology annotation, cellular component: membrane. The record is from RefSeq and is a predicted model, not a curated record. The transcript is spliced from 9 exons.